CUGCAGGCAAGGAGGACGCGGUGGUGGGACAGGGAUCUGCUGUAGCUCGGGCGGCGCCUCCCUGCGGUGGCCCGGCCCGGCUCCGGCCCUGCCGGGGCGAUGCUCCCCGAGGCCGCGGGAUGAGCCAGGUGAGCGCGGGGACCCCCAGCACCCACUGCCCGGCUCACACUGAAGGGGACCUGGCGGCGGCAGCCGCGGGCCUCUGUUCCCCAGGGCUGUGUGACCUUGGGCAGCCCCGCACCCUCUCUGGGCCGAAGCCCAGAGGACAGCCAGGACUGGCGAAGGCCCUUCUGAGUCCCGGCUCACAGGCACCAGCCUGGGGCGCUAGAGAGGCUCCUUGGAGGAGGCGGGGCCUGGCCCGAGCCAGCCGGUUGCCGGAUCAGCAACGAGGGCAGGUCGGCCCGGCUCCGCCACCCACUGCUCUGUGACCUUAAGCGAGCUCUGCGCCUCAGUUUCCUCAUCUGUAAAAUGGAGAUAAUAUCACUGCACGCUCAGACGUGGCCAAGUGACUCGGCUGGCCUGGGCAUGGCAGACCCCGUGGUGGGCAUCGCGGGCUCGGCAGCCAAGAGCGUGCGGCCGUUCCGCUCAAGUGAGGCCUAUGUGGAGGCCAUGAAGGAGGACCUGGCCGAGUGGCUCAACGCCUUGUACGGCCUGGGUCUGCCCAGCGGUGGCGAUGGCUUCCUGACGGGGCUGGCCACGGGCACCACCCUGUGCCAGCAUGCCAAUGCCGUCACCGAGGCCGCCCGCGCGAUGGCCGCCGCCCACCCAGCCCGUGGGGUGGCCUUCCAGGCACACAGCGUGGCACCCGGCUCCUUCAUGGCCCGAGACAAUGUGGCCACCUUCAUCGGCUGGUGCCGCGCAGAGCUGGGUGUGCCCGAAGUGCUCAUGUUCGAGACCGAGGACUUGGUGCUGCGAAAGAACGAGAAAAGCGUGGUGCUGUGCCUGCUGGAGGUGGCGCGGCGCGGGGCCCGCCUCGGCCUGCUGGCCCCUCGCCUUGUGCAGUUCGAACAGGAGAUUGAGCGGGAGCUGCGCGCCGCGCCCCCGGCCCCCAACGCCCCCAGUGCCGGGGAGGACGCUGCCACCGCCGCUGCUGCUGCUGCCGAGAUCGCCACCACCCCGGGGGCUCCCGCCCGCGGGCCCCGCAUGACACCCAGCGACCUGCGCAACCUUGACGAGCUGGUGAGAGAGAUCUUGGGGCGCUGCACCUGCCCAGACCAGUUUCCCAUGAUCAAAGUCUCGGAGGGAAAAUACCGCGUGGGAGACUCCAGUCUGCUCAUCUUUGUGCGGGUGCUGAGAAGCCACGUGAUGGUGCGCGUGGGCGGUGGCUGGGACACGCUGGAGCACUACCUGGACAAGCACGACCCCUGCCGCUGCUCCUCCACGGCCCACCGCCCACCCCAGACGAGGGCCCGCACCUUCUCCCCGCAGCGGGUGUCGCCCACCCGCAGCCCCCGAGCUGGUAGCCCAGCCCCCGGGGGUGAGCGCAGGGGCUCCCGCCCGGAGGUGACACCCAUUAGCUUACGCAGCUCGAAGGAGGGGCCCGAGACCCCGCUCAGGGUCCGGGACCAGCUGCCCCCCCAUCCCCGCUCCCGCCGCUACUCCGGGGACAGCGAUUCCUCAGCCUCCUCAGCCCAGAGCGGCCCCCUUGGUGCCCGCAGUGAAGACUCAGGCACUGGCCCCCGACGGGAACGGCCCAGCCGGCGGGUGACCACAGGCACUCCGGCCUCCCCGAGACGCCCCCCCGCCGCGCGCAGCCAGUCCCGAGACCGGCUGGAUCGGGGGCGGCCGCGUGGGGCCCCAGGAGGUAGGGGAGGCAAGCUGUUGGGCCCCAGCCCUGCCCGGCGGGCCCGGAGCCAGAGCCGUGAAGAGCAGGCUGUGCUGCUGGUGCGUCGGGACCAAGAUGGGCAGCACUCGUGGAUGCCACGGGGCAGGAGCAGCCCCCAGACUCCCCGUGCCCACAGCCCCGCAGGCCCCCGGCCUCCCCGGGUCCCCAUCUCCAGUCCAGAGUUGAGCACCACCCCAGCCAGUGUCUUCCGCACCCCCCUGCAGCUUGACCCAAAGCAGGAGCAGCAACUAUUCCGGCGCCUGGAAGAGGAGUUCCUGGCCAAUGCCCGAGCCCUUGAGGUUGCUGCUGGCGGGACCCCCACUGGACCAGCCCCUGACCUGGUUCGGGCCCCAGACCCUCCAGCUCCUGACUCAGCCUACUGUUCCUCCAGCUCCUCCUCUUCGUCCCUCAGCGUCCUGGGUGGCAAGUGUGGCCAACCCGCAGACUCUGGCAGGAUGCCCAAUGGGCUGCCCGGGCCCCGAGGCCCAGCUCUGUCCAGCUCUUCCGAUGAAGGCAACCCCUGCCCCGGUGUAGGGGGCCCACCAGAUGCACCUGGGAGCCCCAUGGCCGGCCCAGAGCCCCUGAGGACCUGGGCACGAGGCCGGAUGGACACACAGCCAGACCGAAAACCCUCACGCAUCCCCACACCGAGGGGCCCCCGCCGCCCAUCUGGACCCACGGAGACCAGGGCCUGGCAUGCCCUGCACUCAGUCAGCCCAAGGGUUGAGCCGGAUUCCUGGAUGUGAUGGACCAGCCCAGCUGCCCCCAGUCCCCCAUUCCUUCUCCUUUUCCUUUGUGGCCUUAACCCCUCUGCAUCAGGGAGCCCCCCCCACCCCCCGCCUCUUGGGGACCAGACCUCAUGGGACCAGACCCCUUGGGACCACAUGGCACAAUGGGACCUCUGUUGUACAUUCCGGUUGGGGGAUGAGCAUUGCUAUUUAAUUACUAAUAUUAUUGAAUGCCUUAGAGGGGGCUGGGCCAGCCCAAUAAGGACCCUUCCUGAGGUCCUGUGGCCCUGCAGAGCCUGACAGUAAAGUUUUGUUCCAGCU
Molecule: messenger RNA, 2874 nt
Organism: Balaenoptera musculus (blue whale)
Lineage: Eukaryota; Metazoa; Chordata; Mammalia; Artiodactyla; Balaenopteridae
Gene: GAS2L1
Product: growth arrest specific 2 like 1
Exons: 6
Coding region: 469-2571 (700 amino acids)
Biological process (GO): protein localization to microtubule plus-end; regulation of microtubule polymerization or depolymerization; microtubule bundle formation
Cellular component (GO): microtubule plus-end; cytoplasm; stress fiber
Molecular function (GO): microtubule binding; actin filament binding; cytoskeletal adaptor activity
Source: RefSeq, a predicted model, not a curated record